Cooperia oncophora is the source of this 360-nucleotide messenger RNA. The record is from the annotation of a GenBank genome assembly. NCBI's taxonomy places the organism in Eukaryota, Metazoa, Nematoda, Chromadorea, Rhabditida, Trichostrongylidae.
AUGUCGGAACCGUCAAGGAGUUUCACAUGCCUUGAAAAACAGCGUCUGCGACUACCCGAUAGGCAUAAGCCCUCCGGUGCAUAUGGGGGGUUACCUCCGGGUUUCGAAGAGGUCCUACCCAGUGACGUCGUGAAGCAACUGAAGAUGAUUGAUGAAAACGACGCGUUGACUGGUGAGCAAAAACGGCAGAAGACUGACGAGGUCUUUUCUUCACUGCCAACGGAAAUCAUCGACAAACUCCCGCACCCACCAUUUUUCGAACACUUACCGAAGGAGAUGCAGAAGGCAAUCAAUCAGAUUCGGCGAAACAGGAUUACGCUGCUGGCCGUAAAAAAUUCUAUGAUUAACGAGAAGAUAUAG